AUGGUUCUCCUUACCAAGCGGUUCAAUAAGAUAUUCAGGUUUUCCUUGGUAGCGGCUUUGUGCUGCCUGAUAUUUGUACUGUCAACAAGGUACAUUGACCAGGACCUUUCAUCGCUAGAAUACGUGCGUUACCUGCAAAACUACCACGAAACGUACUCUGGUAAUGGGAACAAAGUCGAGCCGGAAGUGGAAACCCCACCUGCUCCAGCCGCGAAUGACAAGAUAAAGUCCCCAUCUGGCGGCCCCGUUCUGUCGGCUCAAGAUCAAAAGCGGAGGCAGGCUCUGCAGGAGUUCUACAAACAGGUUUUCAAGAACUUAAGACAGCACUCUCCAACAGGCAGCUCUUCGCGCCAGUACGAUGAGAAAUGCCAACUCAAUGGGGACAUCGGAGCAAGGGCGAACGACUAUAAUAGCUGGUCAAAACUCACUAGCAAGAACCUGGGUAACUGUUUGAAACUGUCUAACAAGGAGAAGACGAUGCUCAAAGAAACACACUACGAUUUUGUGGAGAGCCUGAAAUCUUUGGUUUUGCCAAAGGGGACUUACAAGGGAGAUGGUAUUGUUACCGUAGGGGGAGGUAAGUUUUCGAUGCUUUCCUUUCUGAUAAUCAAGACUCUGAGAAAUUUAGGGACACACUUGCCGGUUGAAGUUUUCAUUCCGCCAAAUGACGAGGGCGAAGAAGAAUUUUGCAACACUCUUUUGCCCAAGUACAACGCGAAGUGUAUCUAUAUCUCAGACGUUUUGCCCGAGGAUAUCAUCGAAAAUUUUGACUUCAAAGGUUAUCAAUUCAAAUCUAUAUCCAUCAUCGCUUCGAGUUUCGAAAACCUUCUCUUACUUGACGCAGACAACUUCCCAAUAAAGGCACUGGACAACAUUUUUGAAGAGGAGCCCUACAAAAGCACAGGCAUGGUAUUAUGGCCCGAUUUUUGGAGACGUACCACAAAUCCUGCAUACUACGAGAUUGCUGACAUCGCAGUUAACUACAAGAAAAGGGUUCGUAACUGCAUGGACGAUAUCACGCCUCCCCAAGCCUACACUAAAGACAUGAAAAACCUAGAAAAUGUUCCACUGCACGACCUCGAAGGGACCAUUCCCGAUGUUUCCACGGAAUCAGGGCAAUUAAUGAUUAGAAAGUCACGUCACCUGCCUACGAUCUUGUUGUCAUUAUACUAUAACGUCAAUGGACCUACUUGGUACUACCCUAUCUUCUCGCAGAAAGCUUCGGGCGAGGGAGACAAGGAAACUUUCAUUGCGGCAGCCAACUUCUACGGUUUACCAUUUUAUCAAGUCAAAUCAGUCACCGCUGUGGACGGCUACCACCAGCCAGAUAACAAGGGCUUCCGCGGCGUUGCCAUGCUUCAACAUGACUUCGUUCAGGACUACAGCCGUUACAAGUGGGCGAAGAGCGACAUUGAAAACAAAUACGCCGGAAAGGUACCCCAGUUCAUCAAGCAGGACACUUCUUACUCCCCUGAUGCCAUGUACAAAACAUACUUCGAGCCUGAAGACCUCAAGGAAGUGGAUAUUAUGUUUGUGCAUUCUAACCUACCAAAAUUCGAUCCUUAUACUUUAUGGAAUGAUAAAGACCUUAUCGUUGAUGGCAAGCACAUUCGCUCCUACACUAACUUACGACGCCUUAACAAUUAUGAUCUUGAACUCGAAAACUUCAAGGUUUUCAAGGAGUAUCUAUGCGUCAGUAGAACCAAAUUCAAGUACCUGGAUGACAGCCUCCAGGGUGACGAGAGGCAGUGGAAAAGCAUGUGUGGUUAUAUCAAGGAAAGGCUGAACUUCCUGGACCAAACCCACUCAGAUGCAAUUAACGCAUCUUAA
This is a messenger RNA of Lachancea thermotolerans CBS 6340, 1830 nucleotides long. It is a transcript of the gene MNN2, whose product is annotated as alpha-1,2-mannosyltransferase MNN2. Bases 1 to 1830 code for a protein of 609 amino acids. The record is from RefSeq and is a predicted model, not a curated record. Lineage: Eukaryota; Fungi; Ascomycota; Saccharomycetes; Saccharomycetales; Saccharomycetaceae. The transcript has a single exon. Gene Ontology annotation, biological process: mannan biosynthetic process. Gene Ontology annotation, cellular component: Golgi apparatus. Gene Ontology annotation, molecular function: alpha-1,2-mannosyltransferase activity.